Molecule: messenger RNA, 684 nt
Organism: Diachasmimorpha longicaudata
Lineage: Eukaryota; Metazoa; Arthropoda; Insecta; Hymenoptera; Braconidae
Exons: 4
Coding region: 100-594 (164 amino acids)
Source: RefSeq, a predicted model, not a curated record
AAAAAAAAAAACACGUAAGCUAUGGUUCGCUUAUUACCUAUAAGAUUUGACCACCAAUGGGCAGAUGCCAGUUCAUGAGCAACAGCAAAAGGUGUAGACAUGACGGCAAUGCAUAUUUUUUUUAUCGCGAUGGUGAUCGUGAUAGCGUCGCAGCAAUCAGAGUCGCUAAAAUCCCCAUGUCUCGAGACAUUUGUCAACAAAUUUUGGAAAGAUUGCACUAAGAGAAUUCAAAAGGUGCCUGACAAUUGUCGUGAAUCGGUAUCCGGAGACACUUGCAAACAGACGACAGCGUCCUCAAAGGAUUUGUACACCAUAUAUUUAUGCGCUAUGAAAAAGGAUAAAUUGUUCUCUAGGGACGGAAAAAAUUCAGCAAAAGACAUGGAGAACGUCGCAGCUAAAUUUCAAUCAUUUGUUGAUGAAGAAAAGAAUAAUGCCCGCCAGAGUGUUUACGAUGCCGCAAAAGACUGUGCAGAGUUCGCAUGGGAGUACGGUAAUGACCAAGAUUCGAGGAUUCUGCAUUUUACGGACUGCUGGGUCGAUGGUGAGGGAAAUCGCAAGCUACAGGAGCAAGUUUUUUGCCAAACUACUGCUUGAUAAUAAUAAUUUGAUAUUGUUCAUUUAUGUAAUCAUCCCUAUGGGGAUAUGAAAGUGUUAAAAAAUAAAAUUUUCUGAAAGUAUAAAUUA